AUGCUAAGAUCAGUUGAUCGUGAAAUUGAUUCGCUUGUUCAAGGAAAUCAGGCCUCCAUAAUCGACGGCGCCAUUGAGUUCGUGAGGGAGUUGGAGCAACUCCUCCAGUGCCUGGAGUCCCAAAAAAAGGAGAAGACUUUUCGGCAGCACCGGAGUAGCAUCGAGAGCGACGAUGGAGGCCGGUGGUGCUUUGGCAUUGCAUACCAGUGUACUGGGUCAAUCACGGUGCUUGAAAAUGUGAACUCCCUGGUAGGCCGCAGUGCAGCGCCAGGAUAUCUGCAGAAGCUAACAUUCCUGCCUUGGAAUCACUACAAAGCCAUAAGGCAGAUCGAUACUGUGCGGGCUUACACAUUUGGCUCCCACUACUUUGUCGAAGUAGACAUUGUCUUGCCGUCAGAGAUGCCGCUAAGAGAAGCACACGUCAUCGGUGAAGCCCUGCAGGAGAAGCUCGAGCAGCUGCCUGAGAUAGAGCGAGCUUUUGUUCACUUGGACUACGAAUACACCCACAAGCCUGAGCAUGCGCAAGCUCAGGAUAUUUAG
Molecule: messenger RNA, 540 nt
Organism: Zingiber officinale
Lineage: Eukaryota; Viridiplantae; Streptophyta; Magnoliopsida; Zingiberales; Zingiberaceae
Product: metal tolerance protein 5-like
Exons: 3
Coding region: 1-540 (179 amino acids)
Cellular component (GO): membrane
Molecular function (GO): manganese:proton antiporter activity
Source: RefSeq, a predicted model, not a curated record